ACUGAGCUGGAGCAGCUCUCACACACUGAAGAUCACCUCCACCUCCUACAGAUUCACUCAUCCCUGUGCAGCUCUAGAAACACCAGGAACUGGCCUGAGAUCAGUAUGAAGACUCAUGAGACUCUGGAGACUCUGAGGAGAGCUCUGACUCAACUGAAGGACACUAUAGAUGAGAAACUCACACUAACUGUCUCUACAGAGCUGAAGUGGAUGCAGCAGUAUGCAGUGGAUGUGGCUCUGGAUCCUGAUACAGCUAAUCCAUAUCUCAUUCUGACUGUUGAUGGAAAACAAGUGAGACAUGGAGACAUUAGACAGAAACUCCCAGACAAACCAGAGAGAUUUGAUAGAGGUGCCUGUGUCUUGGGAAAGGAGGGAUUCUCCUCAGGGAGAUUUUAUUUUGAGGUGGCAGGUGAAGGGAAAGACUGAAUGGGUUUAGGAGUGGUCAGAGAAUCCAUUAACAGGAAGGGACUGAUCACACUGAGACCCAGAGAUGGAUACUGGACUGUGGGGCUGAGGAAUGGAGAUGAAUAUGAAGCCUGUGAGGAUCCUCCUGUCUCUCUGUCUCUGAGAGUGAAGCCGCAGCGGGUCGGUGUGUUUGUGGAUUAUGAGGAGGGUCUGGUCUCCUUUUAUGAUGUGGAGUCCAGCUCUCAUAUCUACUCUUUCACUGCUCAGUCUUCACUGAAAAACUCUAUCCAUUAUUUAGCCCAUGCCUUAAUGAUGGAGGUAAAAACUCAAGUCCACUGAUCAUCACACCUGUCAGUUAUAAUAAAUGAAUUUACUCAGUUAUCAAAUGCAAGAUUAAAAUAAUGAAUUUAUAAUAAAUAAU
Molecule: messenger RNA, 826 nt
Organism: Carassius auratus (goldfish)
Lineage: Eukaryota; Metazoa; Chordata; Actinopteri; Cypriniformes; Cyprinidae
Product: butyrophilin subfamily 1 member A1-like
Exons: 4
Coding region: 106-426 (106 amino acids)
Source: RefSeq, a predicted model, not a curated record